Molecule: messenger RNA, 745 nt
Organism: Didymodactylos carnosus
Lineage: Eukaryota; Metazoa; Rotifera; Eurotatoria; Philodinida; Philodinidae
Source: the annotation of a GenBank genome assembly
CGUUUGGCUGUUAUCUAUGCAGUACAGUGUGUGAUAAUCACAAGAACUCCUUUGUUUUAGAUCUUUUAGUAAAAGCUGAAGCCAAUCUGAAUACUGUUUCGAAUAGGCCGAAGAUUUUUCUAUCAAAUGAGGUGCAUAUCGACGUUUCAUGAGAAAAGUUGAUAAUAGGGUUUCUGGAAAGCCUGACCGAUGGAAACCAAGUCCAUGGUUUUUGGUCAGAAAAUUUUCCAAACCAUAUAGCCUGAUAGAGCAUAGAAUUCUGAACACAAUAAGACGUCUCCCGAAUGUCUGUAAUGCUUUUUCACGCAACUUCAGUCGAUUUACGAACGGCUACAACGGGGGUUAAAGUUACCAAAACAUUACCCUCGAAUGUUUGUUUUCUAGGUCUUUGAUGACUGGUCUCACCAGUGAAGAUAUUCUGAGUAGCUCAGUUUGUAGAGAAUUUUACGGGCUAUCUAAUGCUGUGUUUAGUUUACCAUUUCAGUGUAAGAUUCGUGGCGGUAAAGCAAGACGAAAUUUACAACUAUUGCACGAAUUAAAAUUACAUACAAGUAUGAAAAUAUAUGGUAGGAAUCGUUUCGUUCAAGGUCACGAUCUCCAUUUUUCAAUCCAUCAUUCAAAAAAAAUUCACUAUCAAAUACCAAAUGAUAAUGAUUGGUAUUAUGUUCAUGGUAAAUGUUCAUUUACAAUUAAAGCUGUUGUAGUUGAUGGUGUUCCUGAUAGUGAUAAGACUGAUGAAGAGUGA